Messenger RNA from Microsporum canis CBS 113480, 639 nucleotides. RefSeq lists its product as hypothetical. The transcript is spliced from 2 exons. The coding region runs from base 1 to 639 and encodes 212 amino acids. The record is from RefSeq and is a predicted model, not a curated record. Lineage: Eukaryota; Fungi; Ascomycota; Eurotiomycetes; Onygenales; Arthrodermataceae.
AUGCCAACUUUCAGUAACCUCGUCUUCGUUGUUGCUGCAGGAAUUGCCUUCCUGCAGCCAGCUCUCGCCUUGCCGGUGAUGGCCGGCAGAAGUGGAGAUCGGCCCUCCAAGACUCUCCACAUCGAGUGUGUGGCCGGAGAGUGCUCCGAGGAGGACCUGGCCGCACUUCGUGCUGCGGCCCAGAUGUUGAAGGAGGAUCCUUCUGGGAGGGGGUGGAAAAUCUCCUCCAAAAUCGAGCCUGUCAAGCCAGGCUCUGAUACCGUCGGCGCGAAGAAAGCGCGCCGCGAUGAGGGCCUCUCUGAGGCCGAAAUCGACACCAUCCUCGAGGGGAUGAACCACGCUGACGCCGACAGCGUGGCCAAGUGUGCUGCCGGCAACUGCUCGGAGGCCGAGCUUGCGCUCCUCAAACAGGAGCUAAAUGUGGCUACCAUCCCAAACUGGUUAUGGCCUAUUAUUGGCCGUAUACGUAAACUGAAGUUUACGUAUGGUAUUGAGAUUGGGGUGGAUGAGCCCGCGCCGGCUCCAAAGCCGAAACCACCACCAGCUCCGGAGCCGACAAAGAAGCCGGUACCACCACCGGCGCCGGAGCCCACGAAGGAGCCGGAACCGACGAAGAAACCAGCCCAUGAGGGUUGGUAA